Arabidopsis thaliana (thale cress) is the source of this 3459-nucleotide messenger RNA. RefSeq names its product polyribonucleotide nucleotidyltransferase. Gene Ontology annotation, molecular function: RNA binding; nucleic acid binding; polyribonucleotide nucleotidyltransferase activity. Gene Ontology annotation, biological process: mRNA catabolic process; RNA catabolic process; RNA processing. The record is from RefSeq and is marked reviewed. NCBI's taxonomy places the organism in Eukaryota, Viridiplantae, Streptophyta, Magnoliopsida, Brassicales, Brassicaceae. The coding region runs from base 79 to 3054 and encodes 991 amino acids. The transcript has 16 exons. Gene Ontology annotation, cellular component: cytoplasm; mitochondrion.
CUUCACCGGUGCGUUAAACCCUUUUCCGUUCUCAUUCCCUCUCUUCUCCGCAUCUCUCACUCUCUCUGUGUAUGUGUGAUGUCAUCGAUUGUGAAUCGAGCUAGUUCAGCUUCUCUUCCUAAUUUCCUCGCAUGGCGUGCUCUGGGGUUUCGCACCAUCUGCUCCGGCCGCCUUGGUUUCGCUCCGUCUGUUCCAGACUCGCCGGUCUCCGCAGGAACCAAAAUUUUGGAAUCAUUUAAGGAGGAAUUCGAAGUCGGAUCCCGCGUGGUCUCGUUUGAGACUGGAAAAAUCGCUCGCUUUGCUAAUGGUUCAGUUGUUCUCGGCAUGGACGAGACCAAAGUUCUCUCUACUGUUACUUGUGCUAAGACCGACUCGCCUCGGGACUUCUUACCUCUCACUGUUGACUAUCAAGAGAAGCAAUACGCUCAGGGAUUGAUUCCAAAUACGUAUAUGCGAAGAGAGGGUGCACCAAAGGAGCGGGAGCUGUUAUGUGGCCGGCUCAUUGAUAGACCAAUCAGACCAUUGUUUCCUACAGGGUUUUACCAUGAAGUUCAGAUAAUGGCAAGUGUUCUAUCGUCAGAUGGGAAGCAGGAUCCAGAUAUACUGGCAGCUAAUGCAUCAUCAGCUGCGCUCAUGCUAUCAGAUGUUCCAUGGGGAGGGCCCAUUGGAGUCAUCCGGAUAGGAAGGAUAUGUGGGCAAUUUGUUGUCAAUCCAACUAUGGAUGAGCUUAGCUCAAGUGAUCUCAAUUUGAUAUACGCUUGCACAAGGGAUAAGACUAUGAUGAUUGAUGUUCAAUCCCGAGAAAUCUCAGAGAAAGAUUUAGCAGCUGCUCUGAGGCUAGCUCAUCCAGAGGCUGUCAAGUACCUUGAUCCCCAAAUUAGAUUGGCAGAAAAAGCUGGGAAACAAAAGAAGGAGUACAAAUUGUCCAUGCUUUCUGAUAAAACUUUAGAAAAAGUGGCUGACUUGGCUGCAACGCGUAUUGAAUCCGUCUUUACCGACCCUUCAUAUGGAAAGUUUGAACGUGGAGAGGCUCUAGAUAACAUUGGAAAAGAUGUAAGAAAGGUAUUUGAAGAAGAGGGUGAUCAAGAAAGCUUGAGCAUCCUUCCAAAGGCUGUUGAUACAGUGAGAAAGAAGGUAGUCCGUUCAAGGAUGAUAUCAGAUGGAUUUCGAGUCGACGGGAGACAUGUUGAUGAAGUUAGGCCCAUCUACUGCGAAUCGCAUUACUUACCUGCGCUGCAUGGAUCAGCACUUUUCUCACGUGGAGAUACGCAGGUGCUCUGUACUGUAACACUUGGAGCCCCAGCAGAAGCACAAAGCUUGGAUUCUCUUGUUGGCCCCCCGAAGAAGAGAUUCAUGCUUCACUACAGCUUUCCUCCAUAUUGUACAAAUGAAGUCGGAAAACGAGGAGGCCUUAACAGGCGUGAAGUUGGUCAUGGAACACUUGCUGAGAAAGCAUUGCUUGCUGUAUUGCCCCCUGAAGAGGCUUUUCCUUAUACCAUUCGUAUAAAUUCAGAAGUAAUGUCCUCAGAUGGAUCCACGUCGAUGGCAAGCGUUUGUGGAGGUAGUAUGGCAUUGAUGGAUGCUGGAAUUCCUCUGCGAGCUCAUGUUGCGGGUGUAUCUGUUGGUCUUAUCACCGAUGUAGAUCCAUCAAGUGGUGAAAUAAAGGACUACCGUAUUGUAACCGAUAUUCUCGGUUUGGAAGAUCAUCUUGGAGAUAUGGAUUUCAAGAUUGCUGGCACACGAGAUGGUGUGACAGCAAUUCAGCUGGAUAUAAAGCCAGCUGGAAUACCGUUGGAUAUAGUUUGUGAAUCCUUAGAAAAUGCACGUGAAGCCCGUCUUCAGAUUCUUGACCACAUGGAGAGAAACAUAAAUUCCCCACGAGGCCAGGAUGGGGCUUACUCUCCUCGGCUAGCAACGCUCAAGUACUCCAAUGACUCACUUCGUACCUUGAUCGGACCUAUGGGUGUACUCAAAAGAAAGAUUGAAGUGGAAACAGGUGCAAGAUUGUCUAUUGAUAAUGGAACAUUAACUAUUGUUGCCAAGAAUCAGGAUGUGAUGGAAAAGGCCCAAGAACAAGUUGACUUCAUCAUUGGUCGUGAACUAGUUGUUGGUGGUGUGUACAAAGGCACAGUGUCAUCUAUAAAAGAGUAUGGUGCAUUUGUUGAGUUCCCUGGUGGUCAGCAAGGUCUACUACAUAUGUCUGAGCUAUCCCAUGAACCAGUCUCCAAGGUUUCAGAUGUAUUAGAUAUUGGCCAGUGCAUCACUACGAUGUGCAUUGAAACCGAUGUCCGUGGUAACAUUAAAUUAUCCCGCAAAGCACUGUUGCCCAAACCCAAACGCAAACCCGCAUCUGAUGCUGGAAAAGAUCCGGUGAUGAAAGAGUCGUCAACAGUCUACAUAGAAAAUUCUAGUGUUGGAGAGAUUGUUGCAAGCAUGCCCAGUAUCGUAACGCCACUUCAGAAAUCUAGAUUAUCAGUUCCUGCAGUUGUCAUCCGUACUGCUGUGGAGUGUAAUGAGGCAGAGAAAUCUUCCCCUGUGAACGACAACGACAAACCCAGACGCGCUGCUACAUCAAAGCCAGACCGGAAACCCAAAUCCACAGCCUCUAAACUGAUUGCGACACAGAAGGAAGAGGAGGCACUCGAAUCCAUUGCUCCAGAAGAAACUUCAGCUGAAUGUGGUGAGAUACUGAAGCAGGACGGGAAGCUAAAAUCCGUUUCUCCCAAAAACAAUAGCACUGCUUCUAACCUAGUAUCAUUUUCAAAAGCUAAGAAAUCAACUAUGAAGGAGAAUCUAUCAGAGAACAAGGCUGAAGAGAGUGCAUCGGUUAGUACCCGAAAACUGAAAAUAGGAACGGAGAUGACAGCCACGGUCGACCAUGUUCGAGCCCUUGGAUUGGUUCUUGAUUUAGGUGGUGAAAUCCGCGGUAUGUACAUAUUCCAGGGAGAUAAAGAUAAGUUCAAAAAAGGAGACACAUUGCGAGUGAAAUGUACAAGUUUUAACACCAAAGGAGUCCCUGUGAUGGCUUUGGUUGACGAAGAGGGAGAAGAAUAGUGGUAAACUCUCUUUCCUUUCUACAAGGUUUUUUCAACCCAAGGGAUCAUGUGGAGUCGAUCAUAUGGAUCAUACGAGAGUUUUGCUUGAAAUGUUUUUAUCAUACGGAUCGAAUCAAGAGAUGCUCGUUAGCUGCUUUUGGUGAGCAAAUCUUGGUAGAUGGAUAGAUUCAUUGGCGUCACAACUUGAGGAAAGCUAAUGAACUCGGUUAGGUAACUAGUCUUUUACUUUGGCCUUGUGAUGUGCCAUUUUGUUUCUCUUUUAUUGGGGGGGUUUUGUGGAACCGAAAGUGGAUUGUAUUGUUUAGUGUCUUAGUAACUGACGUCUGAAAGGUGCGUAACGCAAGUUUCAUCAUUUUUGUCCAAUUUUUACAAAAAUACAAAAGCACCAAAAACCCAAGUCGGC